UAGUUUUCAACUGUGUUUUUUGAUUAGUUUGUUGAGUCUGUUUCUGGUGUUCUGUGAAGUGUUUCUCUCUUCUUUUUUUUAAUUUUUUGAUUAUCAUACAUAGGCAGAGCUAGCUCAUGAAUUAAAGUUAUCUCUUUUGUUUGGUGUAAUUUGAUGGGGGUUUGGUGAAGUUUGGUAUGUUGGAAAUUGUUUGAAGGGUUUUGUAUGAGUUGAAUAUUUAUUCUGGGUUCGUCCAAUUGAGGCUCUACAUGUUCAACUUCUGGUUUUGAGCUGGUAUUUCUAGGGAAGAACCGGCUUCGGCUUUGUGACGUUUUUCAAUUGUUAAUUCAUGGUCACUAUGGAUCUAAAAGGUAUAACUUGGGUUGGACAUGUGUACCAGAAGUUUGAAGCCAUGUGCUUGGAGGUAGAAGAAGUUAUGUACCAGGACACUGUUAAAUACGUUGAGAAUCAAGUGCAGACAGUUGGUGCAAGUGUCAAAAAGUUCUAUUCGGAUGUGGUGCAAGAUCUUCUUCCUCCUUCUUCUAUGGAUCUUGUGAAAGGGGCUGCAACCUCCGACUUGGCUGCGGAACAAUAUACUGAUAUUGGGAUCUAUAAAAAGCCAAAAGUAAGUAUGAAAGAAGAGGCUGUGAUGGUUGAUCGUGGGCAAUCUGAUGAUUCACAUGCCACUUAUGAUCUGGACAAGGCUGCAAGCCAUGUACCAUCUUUCCAUGGUUUUGACAUUGAAGAUACUUCAUUCCAACCAUAUUCUGGAAAUACUGCCAAAGGCUCAUGCUCAGGCUCUUACCCUAAGCAAUAUGGUAAUAGGAUUCGUCGUAAAUCUAGACUGGGUGUGAAAAAAAUAUCUAAAGAGGAAAACUUUUCUUUGAGGGAAAUGUUUGGAGCAGUCACUCAUACAGAAAAAGAUCAUAGCCGAGCAUUGUUAUUUUCUGAACUCUCAGAUAAAAAUCAAAACACAUUGUGUGACCAGAGAGAUAUAAGUCCAACCCCCGUUACAGUUGAAGUAAAUGGUUGUAACUGCACAGAAGCAAUAUCUGAUGAGUUUGAAAAUGCAAGCAAGGGUACAUCUGGUGUUGUCACUGAUGGCCAAGGUUGUAAUGAGAUUGAAAUUGCAGGUGCUCAUUCCUCUUGUAAUGAUGUAUUAGCAGAAAUAAACGGCAUUUGUAACAACAAUGGGGUAGUUUCUCUGGUAGGAUCCUCUGUGAACAGGGAUGUUCAGCCCAUUGAAUUUCCUGAUGAGAUCAUCCUUGUUUGCAAUCCAGGACUAGCGGAUGACUCAAAUCCUGAUACAAUUGAGAGUAAUAUUCCUGUUCAACAGGAUUUGGGAAUAAUUCAACAGGUUGAUAAUAUUCAAGAUGAGGAAAACUGUGUUCUGGUUAAUGGAGAUGGCCUUCAUUUCGUUCCUGACAAGGAACGCAAACACAGGCCUUACAAGAAAAAGAUUAGAGAUGCCAUUUCUUCAAGAAUGAGAUCUGGGAGAAAGCAGGAAUAUGAACAACUUGCUACAUGGUAUGGGGAGAAUGUAAAUUCCAAUCAAGAAUGUGCAGGGAGUUCAAUGCAAACUAAUUUAAUGGGGGACAUGAAGAGAUCACCACCUCAGAAUCCCAGUGAGUCGGAUUGGGAACUUCUUUAGACGCCAAUGUUUCAACUUAAUGUAAAUAAUUGCUUCGAAGUCGCUUCUGCAGCCUCUCUGAGCUGAACUGGAUGUUAAUAAUAGCAACGGAGGGUCCAGCGCUAAUAGAAUAUAUGGUGAAGACGAUAAAAUGACAACCAAAUUGGGAAAAAGAGGAAACACCUUUCUAGUAAUAAAGAAAAAAAAAUACUUAAUAGUCCCCUCAAGGGAUGCACGCAGGUUCAUUUACAGGAGUAUGAGCAAUUUAGCCAUUCCACUUGUGAUUGUUAAUUUAAUGCUCUUCUUUUCAGUUAUGCUGUUUUCUGGUCUUUGGAAAGUUUAUGUCCUCUCCAUUCUUGAACAUAAGAUUGGAAAUGCCCAACCAUUUAGAAAAUGGUUGAAAAAAUUCAAAAUCGCAAGAUUGACCGGGAAGAAAUUUCUGGAUGAUGUUUCUGUGCAAGUUUUCACUUGUGCUGUA
Messenger RNA from Pistacia vera, 2087 nucleotides. RefSeq lists its product as uncharacterized. The record is from RefSeq and is a predicted model, not a curated record. NCBI's taxonomy places the organism in Eukaryota, Viridiplantae, Streptophyta, Magnoliopsida, Sapindales, Anacardiaceae. Bases 329 to 1630 code for a protein of 433 amino acids. The transcript is spliced from 6 exons.